GAGGGGUGUAAAUGACAAGGGGAGCAAAGGUCUGGGAGAUAAGGGAAGGCAGUGACUGCAUAGGGCUUAAAGCAGGGCUUCAGUGACCUGAUGCUGUGGCUGAGGAGUGGGUUUUGUAUGGCCAGGAGAGCUCAGCGUGGCUUCACCCAAAGGAUCGAGGCAGUGGGCUGAGCACCAGCGCAGCUCCUGCGUGUGUCUGCCUUCCCCUUGAGCUGAAUCAGCCGCUGUAAAACACAGCUUUCUCACCUGCUGUUAAACCACCUCACGCGUGGAAGUGACCUUUGUCUGCUAAUAAUUGGAAAUGGGGUGUGGGAGUGAUUAAAAAGACAAAAACAAUACCCAGAACUUCUAUCUGUGUAUCUCAAGGCGGGUUCCUUUGCUGCCAGGAAGCAGCUGGGAGCUGCUGACCCGACCUGUCUGCGGUCCUCCAGCAUUCAGACACUGCAAUGAAAUUGCUGGAGAAGGAGCUGGCAGUGGAGGGCAGGGCACGGCUGUCACGUGCUGCGCUCAGCGCCGCGUUCGCCCGGACAGGCAGGAGAGGCAGAGCCUCAGGAGCAGCACCUCGCAGCCACGUUCCUUCUGCAGGUGUCUCCAUGUCUCAGCUGUGCAGCUCCUGGGACUUAGACCAGCAAAGCAUGGCGUAUCUCCCCGAUGCAGAGAUGGAAACCAUGGCUGCCAGCACAUCCCUCCCAGACCCGGCUGCUGAGUUUGAUCGCAACGUGCCCCGAAUCUGUGGGGUGUGUGGGGACAGAGCCACCGGCUUCCACUUCAACGCCAUGACCUGCGAGGGCUGCAAGGGCUUCUUCAGGAGAAGCAUGAAGAGGAAAGCGAUGUUCACCUGUCCGUUCAACGGGGACUGCAAAAUCACCAAGGACAACCGGCGGCACUGCCAGGCCUGCCGGCUGAAACGCUGCGUGGACAUUGGGAUGAUGAAGGAGUUCAUCCUGACGGAUGAGGAGGUGCAGAGGAAGCGUGAGAUGAUCCUGAAGCGCAAAGAGGAGGAAGCGCUGAAGGAGAGCCUGAAGCCCAAGCUGUCGGAGGAGCAGCAGAAAGUCAUUGACAUCCUCCUCGAGGCCCACCACAAAACUUUCGACACCACUUACUCCGACUUCAACAAGUUUCGGCCCCCUGUGAGAAGCAAAGUCAGCAGCAGUGCAGCAACGCAAUCCUCCUGUGUCGUGUCCCAGGAUUUCUCCUCGGAGGACCCCAAUGAUGUUUUUGGCUCUGAUGCCUUCGGUGCAUUCCCAGAGCCCAUGGAGCCCCAGAUGUUUUCCAACCUGGAUCUUUCCGAGGAGAGCGAUGAGACCCCCUCCAUGAGCAUCGAGCUGCCCCAGCUCCCCAUGCUCCCACACUUGGCUGACCUGGUCAGCUACAGCAUACAGAAGGUGAUCGGCUUCGCCAAAAUGAUCCCCGGAUUCAGGGAUCUGACUGCAGAGGAUCAGAUUGCCCUGCUGAAAUCCAGUGCCAUUGAGGUGAUCAUGCUGCGCUCCAACCAGUCCUUCACCUUGGAGGACAUGUCGUGGACCUGUGGAAGCAACGACUUCAAGUACAAAGUCAGCGAUGUCACCCAAGCCGGCCACAGCAUGGAGCUCCUCGAGCCGCUCGUGAAGUUCCAGGUGGGCUUGAAGAAGCUGAACCUUCACGAGGAAGAGCACGUGCUCCUCAUGGCCAUCUGCAUCCUGUCCCCAGAUCGACCCGGCGUUCAGGACACCUCGCUGGUGGAGUCCAUCCAGGACCGCCUCUCAGACAUCCUGCAGACCUACAUCCGCUGCAGGCACCCCCCGCCCGGCAGCCGCCUGCUAUACGCCAAGAUGAUCCAGAAGCUGGCCGACCUGCGCAGCCUCAACGAGGAGCACUCCAAGCAGUACCGCUGCCUCUCCUUCCAGCCCGAGCACAGCAUGCAGCUCACGCCCUUGGUGCUCGAGGUCUUCGGCAACGAGAUCUCCUGAUUCCAGCCGUGGGUUUGAGCACCCGCGUCUAAAGGGAUAAGUCAGCCUUGGCCCCGAGAGGAGGGCUGUGACCCUGGGAGGAGGUUGUACAUAGUUUGGUUUCACACUACUGCAGGUCCUGCUUUGUUUUCUUGGCCACGGCGGCCGAGGUUUGCUCGCUGCAGACCCAGAUCUGUGCAUUUCCCCCCCCCCCCUCCAUGAGUGUUUCUUUCACUCGUCUGCAAGAGCUGACUUAUCCCUUUAUGGAUGUUUUGAGGCUGGGUUGCCUUGAACCACUUUUUUUCUGACCAGAAACUGGGGCUGCUCGGAAGGAGAGGCUCAGGUUUUGCAGAUUCAUGGCACUGGGGAACCAUCGAAGGCACCUGUUGAACCUGAGGGACCCCUCCGCUCACCCCCGAUUUGAGAAAUGUGAUGCUGAUGGAAUUGCACACCCCAGACCCAUGCAGGAAAAUGCUGAGGCUGCUCCUCAGAGCCCCACAGACAGCGGUGAGAGGUUGGAGAAGGGAACCACAGCCAGGAACAGUCAGCCGGGCUGUGAUGUGUGUUCCCAGCACUACUGCCACCCCGUGUCCCACAUCAGCCCCACUGCUGACACCAUCCUGUAAGGGUGUUGUCUGUUGUCACGUUGAGGCCAGGCGGAGCUAAAUGGGCACGCUGAGGUUUCCUGUGCAAUGCUGGAGCUCUGGAAGGUGCCCCAUCCCCGCUGACCCCACUGAAGCCACUUCUGCAGGGUGGUGGUCCUUCAGGAGGGGUCAGUGGGAGCAGCGCCAGCACGAGGAUGGAUUUGGGGCCAUGAAAUGCAGAGGAGCAGCGGGAGCUGAGUGCCUUGGUGGGACGCCAGGCAGCACCGUGUCUGGGGACACACAGCGGUCACGCUGCAUGGACAGCGGGGGGUGGGGACCCUGCAGGCAGCCGGACCUGGGGACAGUGCCUGGGGAUGGGCGCUGCACGGUGGGCACGGGGGGCAGCGGGGCUCCAUCUCCGUGCAAAUAAACGUGGCGUGGGAGCAGCA
Molecule: messenger RNA, 2961 nt
Organism: Tympanuchus pallidicinctus (lesser prairie-chicken)
Lineage: Eukaryota; Metazoa; Chordata; Aves; Galliformes; Phasianidae
Gene: VDR
Product: vitamin D receptor
Exons: 11
Coding region: 447-1949 (500 amino acids)
Biological process (GO): negative regulation of transcription by RNA polymerase II; positive regulation of transcription by RNA polymerase II; cell differentiation
Cellular component (GO): nucleus
Molecular function (GO): zinc ion binding; vitamin D response element binding; nuclear receptor activity
Source: RefSeq, a predicted model, not a curated record